GAAUUUGCAGAUACAAAAGGUGCUGCUGCUUCAAUAUUUUCUAUUCUUGAUAGAAAGUCACAAAUAGAUGCUAGUGAUGAAUCUGGCAUGACAUUGGAAGAAGUCAAUGGAGAAAUUGUUUUAAACCAUGUUAGUUUCAAGUAUCCUACCAGACCUGAUGUUCAAAUAUUCAAAGAUCUUUGCUUGACCAUUCACAGUGGCAAGACUGUUGCACUGGUUGGAGAAAGUGGAAGUGGAAAAUCAACAGUGAUCUCACUACUACAAAGAUUUUAUGACCCGGACUCGGGAAACAUUACACUGGAUGGAAAAGAAAUCCAAAGACUGCAAGUGAAAUGGCUAAGACAGCAGAUGGGCCUGGUAAGCCAAGAGCCAGUACUGUUUAAUGAAACUAUUAGAGCUAACAUUGCAUAUGGAAAAGGAGGAGAUGCAACAGAAGCAGAAAUCAUAGCUGCAGCAGAACUAGCAAAUGCCCACAAUUUCAUUAGUGGUUUGCAGAAGGGUUAUGACACGAUAGUCGGGGAGCGAGGAGUUCAAUUAUCUGGGGGACAGAAGCAGCGGGUGGCAAUUGCGCGAGCUAUUGUGAAGAAUCCAAAGAUAUUAUUACUAGAUGAAGCCACCAGUGCACUUGAUGCCGAGUCUGAAAAAGUGGUUCAGGAUGCACUUGACCGUGUUAUGGUAGACCGAACCACAAUAGUAGUGGCUCAUAGGUUAUCUACUAUUAAGGGUGCAGAUUUAAUUGCAGUGGUUAAGAAUGGUGUUAUAGCAGAGAAGGGAAAGCAUGAAGCAUUACUCCAUCAGGGGUCAAUAUGCUUCCUUAGUAGCAUUGCACACAAGUGCUUCUUCAUCUUAGUACCACUUUCAGCUUGUUGGUACUUUUAUCUAAGCAAAAUCAGAUGCACAGGAUUUAUGUCCUUAGUAAUUUGGCAAGAUGCAAUGGUAGCACUGAGCCCGGAAAAAGUGGUAGCCGGAAAAUAUGGUGGUGAUGGAAGGGUGGAGUUUGAAGGUUUGAUAGUUAUGGAGUUCAAAGAUCUUUGCUUGACCAUUCACAGUGGCAAGACUGUUGCACUGGUUGGAGAAAGUGGAAGUGGAAAAUCAACAGUGAUCUCACUACUACAAAGAUUUUAUGACCCGGACUCGGGAAACAUUACACUGGAUGGAAAAGAAAUCCAAAGACUGCAAGUGAAAUGGCUAAGACAGCAGAUGGGCCUGGUAAGCCAAGAGCCAGUACUGUUUAAUGAAACUAUUAGAGCUAACAUUGCAUAUGGAAAAGGAGGAGAUGCAACAGAAGCAGAAAUCAUAGCUGCAGCAGAACUAGCAAAUGCCCACAAUUUCAUUAGUGGUUUGCAGAAGGGUUAUGACACGAUAGUCGGGGAGCGAGGAGUUCAAUUAUCUGGGGGACAGAAGCAGCGGGUGGCAAUUGCGCGAGCUAUUGUGAAGAAUCCAAAGAUAUUAUUACUAGAUGAAGCCACCAGUGCACUUGAUGCCGAGUCUGAAAAAGUGGUUCAGGAUGCACUUGACCGUGUUAUGGUAGACCGAACCACAAUAGUAGUGGCUCAUAGGUUAUCUACUAUUAAGGGUGCAGAUUUUAAUUGCAGUGGUUAAGAAUGGUGUUUAGCAGAGAAGGGAAAGCAUGAAGCAUUACUCCAUCAGGGAGGUCAAUAUGCUUCCUUAGUAGCAUUGCACACAAGUGCUUCUUCAUCUUAGUACCACUUUCAGCUUGUUGGUACUUUUAUCUAAGCAAAAUCAGAUGCACAGGAUUUAUGUCCUUAGUAAUUUGGCAAGUUUAAAUAGUAAAUAGUAAAUAGUAAAUACCACUCUGAAUGGCUUUAUGUUUCACUUUUUCUCAAAUGUUGUUACAUAUAAUUCUCACUUGCAGUGACAGCUUCAUAAAUUAUAAGUUGUGAGGCAACACAUGUAAAAUUAUAUAAUUGAAAAAUAAUUUAUUACUUUUUAAAAUUUAAUAUAUA
This is a messenger RNA of Lotus japonicus, 1967 nucleotides long. RefSeq lists its product as uncharacterized. Gene Ontology annotation, molecular function: ATPase-coupled transmembrane transporter activity; ATP hydrolysis activity; ATP binding. The record is from RefSeq and is a predicted model, not a curated record. Lineage: Eukaryota; Viridiplantae; Streptophyta; Magnoliopsida; Fabales; Fabaceae.